This is a messenger RNA of Glycine soja, 1229 nucleotides long. Its product is annotated as TVP38/TMEM64 family membrane protein slr0305-like. The record is from RefSeq and is a predicted model, not a curated record. The transcript has 9 exons. Gene Ontology annotation, cellular component: membrane. NCBI's taxonomy places the organism in Eukaryota, Viridiplantae, Streptophyta, Magnoliopsida, Fabales, Fabaceae. The coding region runs from base 218 to 1048 and encodes 276 amino acids.
AUAUGAUGUAAUGUGUCAAGUGCAGUAAACAACUUACAGAGGGAAGCAACCCGUAUUAUACUGUGUUAGUUCCGAUUUUUCUAAGACGACGAGAUUGAAUUUUGUUUUUGGAGGCACAAACACAACAAACAAAGUGAGAUAAGAUCAGAUUCACAGGACACGACACGAACAUUAAUCUUAAACCCUUUAUCAUUUGAAUGAACGAACGAGAACGACCAUGUCUUUCUCGUGGACCUCUGCUCUCAAUAUCACUUUUCUACUUCUCCUCGUUGCUGCUGCUGUUGUUGCUUGUUUAACUCUCCCAGUUGACAAGAUUCUGAAGGACUUGUUGGAAUGGAUUGAUCGUAAUUUAGGGCCAUGGGGUCCACUUGCUUUGAUUGCUGCUUACAUUCCUUUGACUGUCUUGUCUGUUCCAGCCUCUGUACUUACUCUUGGUGGUGGUUAUCUAUUUGGCCUUCCAAUUGGCUUCAUUGCUGACUCUAUUGGUGCAACCGUUGGUGCUGUAGCUGCAUUUCUUCUUGGUAGAACAAUUGGGAAAUCACUUGUUGUUUCUAGGUUGAAGGAUUAUCCACAGUUUAGAUUAGUAACAAUUGCAAUUCAGAGAUCUGGCUUUAAGAUUUCAAUACUCCUUCGGCUUGCUCCAUUUGUACCAUUUAACAUGUUAAAUUACCUCCUAUCUGUGACUCCUGUUCCAUUAGGGGAGUACACACUGGCUUCUUGGUUAGGAAUGAUGCCAAUAACACUGGCACUUGUAUAUGUUGGAACUACGUUCAAGGAUCUAUCAGAUGUGACUCGUGGCUGGAGUGAGUUCUCAAAGACUCAUUUGCCUUGGAUCAUUUCUGGCCUGGUGAUAUCUGUGGUUCUAAUGAUAUGGGUUACUAAAGUUGCCAAGUCUGCUUUAGAUGAAGCCUUGGCAGAAUGUGAAGAUAUGAAUGACACUGCAUCUUCACCAGAGCUACCAAUUGUCACUGAAACUUUAGUAGAUCUCAAUCAGCCUCUCAUAAAUAAGACAAACCAGGAUGAAGACAAUCUAAAUUCCAGUGUGUAAAUUCUUUCCCUACCCCCACCUUUUAAAGGCUAUUCUUUUGUCUUUUUUAAAACAGUAGCUGCUAGUGCUGCUUAUUUAUGAUUUGUACAGUUUUGGCAUUAGAGGUGUAGUUUGUGACACAAAUGGUUAAUAAUACAAUCAAGAUGACGUUAUUGAAUAUGUUUAACGGCAGAAAAGUUCA